AUGGCCGCGCCCGCCCAACGCCUGCUCGUCGAUGUCCACACCCACGUCUACCUGCCCCGCUACCUCUCCUUCCUGCGCGCGCGAUCUGCCGUGCCCCGCGUCUUCACCCGCACGACCCCCGACGGCGCGUCCGAGGAGCGCCUCCUCAUCCUCGAUGCAGAGCCCAGCGGUGGACGCCCCAUGGGCCCCCAGUACUGGGACAGGGGCCUCAAGCUCGACUUCAUGAAGAGACACGGAAUAGACAUAUCCAUCGUGAGCUCUGCGAACCCAUGGCUCGACUUCCUGUCCGCCCCCGCCGCACAUGAGCUCGCCCACCAGCUCAACGACGACCUCGAGACGUACUGCUCGACGUCGCCCGCCCUCGCAGGGGGCCCGCUCAAGCAGCUGUACGGCUUCGGCCUCCUCCCGCUCGUCCCAGAGGUCACCACCGCGUCCCUGCUCGACACGGUGCACCAGAUCUCCGCCCUCCCGCAUCUCAAGGGCGUCAUCAUGGGCUCGCGCGGCCUCGGGAACGGCCUCGACGACGACGCGCUCGAGCCCGUGUGGGCCGCGCUCGAGCACGCCGGCCUCGUCGUGUUCCUCCACCCGCACUACGGCGUGGACGGGAAGGAGUGGGGCGGCAGGGACAACGGGCACGUCCUCCCGCUCGCGCUCGGCUUCCCGUUCGAGACCACCAUCGCCGUCACGCGCCUCAUCCUCGCCGGCGUCCUCGACCGCCACCCCGGCCUGCGCGUCCUCCUCGCACACUCCGGGGGCGCGCUCCCGCAGCUGUCCGCGCGCCUCGCGUCCUGCAUCGCCCACGACCCC
Messenger RNA from Postia placenta MAD-698-R-SB12, 807 nucleotides. RefSeq lists its product as hypothetical. Gene Ontology annotation, biological process: secondary metabolic process. Gene Ontology annotation, molecular function: carboxy-lyase activity; hydrolase activity. The record is from RefSeq and is a predicted model, not a curated record. The annotation marks the transcript as partial. NCBI's taxonomy places the organism in Eukaryota, Fungi, Basidiomycota, Agaricomycetes, Polyporales, Adustoporiaceae. Gene Ontology annotation, cellular component: cytosol; cytoplasm. The transcript has 4 exons.